CGUUCAUAUUAUUUAUUUAUUUUACAAACCUUUGCCAUGUCAAGUAAAGUGUGUCAUGUAGAUUUGGACUGAUUUAAACCCUGUACAAUGGGGUAUCUGUGUGUGUGUGUGUGUGUGUGUGUGUGUGAGACAGUAUUAUCAGAGUGAGUGGUGAAUGUAGAAACACUGGUCCUCCAUCCUGACACUCAGCUCCUUUGGGUUAUUGACUGAAAGCUCUGUUUCUUUGUGCUGCUGCUUUGACCCCGGUUGGACUUUCGCUUCUGGACACUGUGUAAACUGAUUAAAAGCCAAAAAAAAAAAGUAAUUAGUAAACUUGUUGGAACUGGAACCUGGUGCUCUUGGGGAGGAGGGGGGGUGGAGUUGUCCGGCACGCAGCACUUGGGCUGAAGUGAAGCGCUCUGGACGCUCUGGAAGGACGGACAAUGAGGGAAUGGUGCAGAGCCGGAGUGUCCUGCUGAUUCGGUGUGGAAUAAUGGCGCUGUGGCUGCUCUUACCGGUCACUCUGCCUCUCACCACCAUCUCAGGAGCGUGGAUCAUAUAUACCAUGGCUGUGGAACACCAGCACGUCUGCCCCAUAUAUAACUGGGUGUAUAACGCGUCUUGUGAGGAGCCUCUGGUGAAGCAGAGUAAACAGUUUCUCUGCUGCACUCUGGAUGAUGUUCCUCUCAUCAGUAAAUGUGGCGUGUUGCCUCCAGAGAGUUGUUGGUUCAGUCUCCUCUGCAGUACUGGAUCGUUUAUGUUGAUGCUGAUUGGUCUGCUCCGCUACGCCCAGGUGAUGGAGCAGCAGAAGCAGGACAGCGUGUUGAAUCUGAUUGGACUCUGCUCAGGCUGGCUCUGUGCUGCAGGACUCGGCAUGGUGGGAAACUUCCAGGUGGACUUUGCUAAGGUGCCUCAUUAUGUGGGAGCGAUUCUAGCUUUUCCAACCAGUCUGCUGUUUGUGUGUGUGCAGACGAUCCUGACUUACCGUCUGGUGAAAACACACACACACUGUAGAACCGCCCACAUCCGACUGACUCUCAGCCUGCUCGCCCUCAUCACACUCGUUCUCUGUGGUGUGUUUUUCUCACAGGACAGCUUCACCCUGCAGCACUCCGCCGCCGUGUGCGAGUGGCUCUUCAUGAUGGCCGUGCUGCUCUUCUACGGCACCUUCGUCAUGGAGUUUCACAUGGUGUCUUCACACACUUUGGUGGUUCUGAUCCAGAGAGGAGAGCGACAGGGAGUUCCUCAGAAUAAACAAGAGAGGGCUUAAUGGCUUCGGGUUAGGACUCAGGUUUGAUCUGAAGGAGAGCUGAAGAAGCAUGGAUCAGCUGCAGGUCUUCUUGGACUGGACUUCUUGGAGUAAACAUGGAGAAUGCAAGCUUUGGGGCUUUGAUGAGGGAUCUGGAUGAAAGCAGUAAAAGAAACCUUCUUGUUGGAGACUGUUUGAAGUUCUUCCUGCUCAUAAUAUACAGUACAUCUAAAUAUACUUCAGCAUUAUGACCUGUAAAAGUUUCCAUAUUUUUAAAUCCUAAACGUUCCCAGUUUGUAGCACAGGGGUGUCCAGUCUUAUCCAGAAAGGGCCGGUGUGGGUGCAGGUUUUCAUUCCAACCAAGCAGAAGCUACACCUGAUUCCAACUGGCUAAUCAACUGAUCUUGGCUUUCAGUGGACUCAGGUGUGGCUUUCUGCUCAGUUGGAAUGAAAACCUGCACCCACACCGGCCCUUUGCGGAUAAGAUUGGACACCCCUGUUGUAGCAUAAAGAGCUGGUUUAAUAAACAUUAGGGUACACAUGAUGCCCUCAGGUCAUCCUCAAAAAUUCCUGAGUACAGAAUCUGAGGCGGUCAUUACGACUUGCUGUAUACCAAAGCAAUUUCUGUCAGGAAAACUUUUUCUUUCAUCAAUGACAAUUUAAUUGAAUUUGUUUAGCUUUACUGAAAGAAACUGAAGAACUGAAUAGUUAGCAUGCUACACUAUUGCUUAAAUCUUCCCACCAAUCAAGAGCAGAGGUGACGCUCCUGUGCCGUGACGUCAUCAAAACAGAGAAGAGUGCUAUAUUUAUGUCCGCUGUCUGUAAAGACGAGUUUUAAAAAUGUUUAAAUGACCAAAUAAACAGAUAUUUAUA
Messenger RNA from Hemibagrus wyckioides, 2101 nucleotides. RefSeq names its product transmembrane protein 150A-like. Lineage: Eukaryota; Metazoa; Chordata; Actinopteri; Siluriformes; Bagridae. The transcript has 7 exons. The record is from RefSeq and is a predicted model, not a curated record. Bases 431 to 1249 code for a protein of 272 amino acids.